AUGAAGAGGGAUAUGCCGCUAGAUGAGCCUCAGAAAAAGGAUGCCAGAUGUUUCGGUAGAACGGUUCACUUACAGGCUGGUAUGCGGAUUGCGGUCUGCAUCGGUACACUGGUCAUUCUCGCUCUGGUCGUGUUGCUCUACAUGAAAUUUAAGAAGGCCAUGUUUGUGCUGUUGAUCCCGAGCACCCGUCACCGCCACUACCGUAUUCGCUAUCGUCGCCAGAAGGCAUCACUUUGUCUGGCCUAUCGUAGCCAUUUCGGUCAUUCUUUCCAUGUGAUUCUCGCAUGCUAUGCUCUGCUCAUCUUCUCGUUCUACUUCUUCUUCAAGCCCCUGUACAUCAUCAUGGUGCUCAAUUGGGCAUUUGACAGUAAGUUUUUGACCUGCCUUUUGGUUUUUGUGAGAAUAAAGACAUGA
Molecule: messenger RNA, 414 nt
Organism: Ostertagia ostertagi
Lineage: Eukaryota; Metazoa; Nematoda; Chromadorea; Rhabditida; Trichostrongylidae
Source: the annotation of a GenBank genome assembly